AAACGCAUUGGGCUUAUUUUGGACAGAUUUAGGCGAGAGUGAAACCUCUCGCUUAGCCUCAGCGCUCUUUAUAUUUUCGACUUUUGUUUACGUUGGUAGCUAUCUAGCAAACGUUCCUUCUCUAAAAAUGUCUAAAAUAGAGUUAUUGAGAAUGUUUCUAAACCAGAGAUUGAUAGCGGCAGCUGAGGAGAUAUUUGGUGUCGUUGAAGAAACGAUAGCAGAAUACCAGGAAGAGGUUUCUCGCACAAAGGAGGAGAACAGCCGUCUACGGAUCACGCUGGAUAACCGUACUAAGCCAGAGAUCAAGUUACAUAGACGAGAAGACCUCCAGCAGCUCACUGUCACCGUGUCUGAUGAGGUGGUUUCCCCUGAGCAGCAGGAGUGGAGCCCCAGUCUGGGGCAGAAGGACCCAGAACCCACACAGAUGAAAGAUGAACAGGAGGAACCAAGGACCAGUCAGGAGGAUGAGAAUCAUGUCAAUGAGUUUAUCAAUUGUUACGGCUGUGUAUCAAGUGGCUAUUAUCAAGACCCAACUCAGUCCUCACAUGGAGAGAUAUACUCUCUACCCAGCACCUCAACUGAACAGAUCAAAACAGAACCUUAUGUAGAAGACUAUGGCGUAUCAGAACCAACCAGAGAGUCUCAGCCCUUCUCUGCAGUAGAUACAGAGUGUUCUGCAGCUCAGAGUGAAAACAGAGGACAUAUUGACAGGAUGGAGAGUGGAGGACCUCUGUCAGGUCUAACAUUAAAGCCACUCAAAUCAAAGAGAACAAAGACGGUAGAAGGACAAAGUUCUCACAUCAGUGUUAAGGACAGGAAAUUGAACCAUCUAAAAUCACACUCGAGACCCAGUGUAAGCUGGGAUGCUGCUCCUAGUUGUAAGGUAUGUGGAAAGCAAUUUGACUCCAUGGCUUCUUUAUUAAAUCAUGUGCAAACGCACGCACAGGAUAAAGAACAUCUUUGUGGUGUGUGUGGAAAAUUCUGUCAGUCCACAGAAAGUAUGAUAGAUCACCUACAAACUCACAUCGGAGCAAAGUGUUGUCAUGUUUGUGGUAAAUAUUUUGCUUGGGAUGCUUUUCUGAAAAGGCAUUUGAGGAGUCACACAGGGGAGAAGCCGUUUCGCUGUCAUCAUUGUGGCAAAGGAUUCAGUCAGAGUGGAAACCUGGCUGUGCAUAUGAAGAGCCACUCUGGAGAGAAAUCACAUCGCUGUCGUGUUUGUGGAAAAUGUUUCAUAAGAAACCCUGAUCUGACAGUCCACAUGAGGACUCAUACAGGGGUGAAACCAUAUAAGUGCCAGUUUUGUGGCCAAGGAUUCAAGCAGAAUUAUCACCUGAAACUGCACAUGAAGAACCACAUGGGAAAAACCAUAUCAUUGCCAUCUUUGUGACAUGUAUUUCAUCACUAGCACCCAGUCAACCUGGCAUGAGAUUUCACAUGGUAGAGAAAGGCAUCACUGCCAUGACUGACAGAGGCUUUGCAUAGACUGGAAGUUUGGCAAGGCAUAAUGACAAUGCACAAAAUACUUUAGUGUAGAAAAUACUGACAGUAGACCUUGUUUGUGAUACAUGUUUCACUUAGCCGCUUUAUUGAGGAAUGUUUUUACUCGCAGUGACUGUUGAUAUGUGGUUGUUUUACCUGUUUUGAAUGCACUGACUGUAAGUUGCUCUGGGUAAGACAUAAUGCAAUGAUGUUUUUUUUCUCUGCAUUGUUGGGAAGCGUUUCACUGUUAGUCUACACCUGUUGCUUACGAAGCGUGUCACAAAUAAAAAUAGUUUGGAUUUGAUUGCUGCUAAACGCUUCAAAUGAAUGAACUCCCCUGGAAGGUAUGAGAAGAACAUUCACAAGAGGGAGAAAACAUAAUGUCCUGAUGAAAAACCUUGUGACAACAUGGCAGUCAUCCCCUGUGUUGGGAGAGUCUUUCAGACAAUACAAGAGGUACAUUAAAACAUCUCAUUCCCUAAA
Messenger RNA from Coregonus clupeaformis (lake whitefish), 1962 nucleotides. RefSeq names its product zinc finger protein 2 homolog. Gene Ontology annotation, molecular function: RNA polymerase II cis-regulatory region sequence-specific DNA binding; DNA-binding transcription factor activity. Gene Ontology annotation, biological process: regulation of transcription by RNA polymerase II. Lineage: Eukaryota; Metazoa; Chordata; Actinopteri; Salmoniformes; Salmonidae. The record is from RefSeq and is a predicted model, not a curated record. The coding region runs from base 128 to 1387 and encodes 419 amino acids. The transcript is spliced from 2 exons.